Pygocentrus nattereri (red-bellied piranha) is the source of this 1670-nucleotide messenger RNA. RefSeq names its product C1D nuclear receptor corepressor (gene c1d). The coding region runs from base 179 to 616 and encodes 145 amino acids. The record is from RefSeq and is a predicted model, not a curated record. Gene Ontology annotation, biological process: regulation of gene expression; maturation of 5.8S rRNA. Gene Ontology annotation, molecular function: RNA binding; DNA binding. Gene Ontology annotation, cellular component: nucleolus; exosome (RNase complex). Lineage: Eukaryota; Metazoa; Chordata; Actinopteri; Characiformes; Serrasalmidae. The transcript has 4 exons.
CGUGUAAUAGAAUAUAACUGCUGCACCAUUUAAGGUGAAACGGGAUAAUUCGAAUAAGUAACUGGCGAAUAAGCAGCUGACUUCAGCCUCGCAGCUCUCGUAGCCAGUGGCUUUAGUAACAUUAACAAGUGACCUUAAUGCAAAUUCAGCCUUCUCUUCAGUUUGUUGUGUUUAGGUUAUGGCUGACGAAGGCUUGGCGGAGGACUAUCCCACAGAAAUCGAGGAGUACCUCACUGGCUUCGAGUCUUCUGUGAGCUCUGUCCUCAGUGUAAUCCAGACUCUCAUGUCUGUGUCGAAGGGCGAGCACCUGAAGCUUGACCCACUUGACCAAGCCAAACUGGACCUGAUGUCUGCGUACACCCUCAACUCACUGUUUUGGAUGUACCUAAUGACACAAGGAGUGAACCCAAAAGAACAUGGAAUCAAACAAGAACUGGAGAGGAUCCGAACCUACAUGAACAGGCUGAAGGAGAUCACCGAUAAGAAAAAGGCAGCUCGUCUGGACAAAGGAGCAGCAUCUCGGUUCGUCCGGAACGCACUGUGGGACGCAGAGGACAGCAAAGGCAAAGGCAGCACAGGGGGUCCCCACAAAGCCAAGCAGAGGAAAUUGAACUGAGGACAGUAGUCAGAAACUGUUGUAUAUGUUGUGCCAUAAACGUCUUUUUUAAUUACUAUUUUGUUUUUUACAUUAGUCUUACUUUUUCCUUCUGUAAUAUCUGGUCAUCAUCAAGCUGUGGUUUUAUGAUGUAAUCUACAAGUUUUUGAUUUUUUAAUAGGAAACAGUGUUUAAAGAGUCACCGUGUGGAGUACUGUUGUUUACUGUGUAUGCUAUUUAAGCAGCAUCCUUCAUUCUGAAACGUUCAGGAGCUUUACUUAUGAUUACAGAUGUGAUUGUGAAGUCUAGAGGCUUUUAUUGUCAUUCUGUCUAUGUACAAGUACACAGUGGAGCAAAAUUACGUUCUUCCAGGAACAUCAUUGUACAACAUGGAACAGAAUAGACAGUACAAAGUGCAAACGUGCAGACUUUUUUAAAAUUAAAUUAUAAACAGUACAAUAAAUAUGAUGAUUAAAACUGAUAUUAGACACCAUAAACAGACAGGACAGUGCAGCGCCGACACAGCACUCAUUACUGAGCCUGACAGAAAUUUAUAACCUACUGUACAGAUUGUUUUUGUUGUUGGCAGAUUCUGUUAAAAUUUUGGCAAAGCCCAACAGUCAAACCUGUCCAGUAUGAGCUGGAAAUUUGUUUUGGACACUCUUCACUUUAAGGCAAAUAUGAAGGGGAGUUCCACCACUUUUUUGCAAUUUGUACAUAAUCCUGCCUUUUGAGAUUUAAGCAAAGCCAAUCAGAUUGGUUCUAUGUGAAAUGGUUUGUUGUAGAGAAAGUGAUUUAAAUAUCUUCACGGCGCAGAUGAUAACCAGAGAUUGCAAUGUCUCCCGUGCGAUAUAACCAUUUUGUUUGCUAAAUCAAAAUCAUCAGUGAACCUCACAUGUUGUUUUACAUGUAAAGUGAAAAUGGCAAAAUUGUGGUACAUCUUGGACUAUUUUGCCUCAUAAAUGCCCUGCAUGUACCCCUCUAAUGCGAAUGUCUCUAGAGCAGAGUAUUUCGCAUCAAACCACUCUGAAUGAGGUUUACAAUGUAAAAUAAAUAAUCAGCAUAUUUAAAAUCA